UUCACCCCCUCUACAUUUAUGCCAAGUUUCAUUAAAAUCAGAAUUUACGGGUUCGCAAGGUUUCCUUGUUAGUCGCGAAACUAAAAGAAGAAUCUUAAAUAGAUUAGAAAAUUCAAUGAAUAUGUCUGCAAGUUUAGAAUUUUUUCGUAAACCAAGGUCAUUGAAAGAUUACAAUAAUUACUUAAAAUAUUACAAAGCAACCGAAUUUAGACAAUUGCUUUUAUAUACAGGAUCUAUAGUUUUACAAGGACUCUUAGAUAAUGAUAUCUAUUUAAAUUUUUUAGUUUUACAUGUAGCUUUAAGAAUUUGGUGCAUGGAAAAUACCAGCGAAGAAAUAAUUAUUUAUGCUGAUAAAUUGUUAAAAAAUUUUAAUGAAACAUUUACUAUAUUAUACGGCGAAGAAAAUGUGUCUUUUAAUGUUUAUGCUCUUUUACAUUUAGCGAAUGAUGUUCGUAAACAUGGACCACUUGAUUCUUUCUCAGUUUUUCGUUUUGAAAAUAUUCUUCAAAAAAUUACAAGUUUAAUACGUAAACCUCAACAAAUAUUAUCUCAAUUACAUCGCCGAUAUACGGAAAUGUACAAUAUAGAUAUCAGCAAAAAAUAUGUUAGACAAAAUGAGUUUACCACUUUGCAAAAGUCCCUUCAUGAAAACGGUCCUCUUUUACUCAAUUGUAGCGACCCACAAUACAGCAGAAUUGUAGGAUUUGAUUUUAUCUUAACAGCUGACAAUAAAAGAGACAAUUGUUUUUUGACUCAUGGCGGAACUAUAGUUAUACUUACAAAUAUUGCUUUUAAUAGAAGAACUAAUUCUUUAGUCAUAAUAGGACAAUAUUUUACUGUCAUUGAAGAUUUGUAUACUCUCCCUUGCAAAUCACAACUUGUUGGGAUUUAUCUUGUAUCCAAACUUUCUGAUCUCAGGCAAUGGCUUUUUAAGGAUACUAUUAGAAAUAAAUGUUUUAGAGUACCGUGGAAGAAAAACAAAAAUGUCGCUAUAUCUCUAUUACAUUCUAAUAAAUAAAAACUUCAAGAAACAAUAAAAUAUGGAAAAAAUAUUCAACUUUUGUGGUAUGUUAUAUACAGUAUAUGUUUUGCGUUUGUUGAAAAAUAUUGAUUCACAUAUAUUUACUUUUGUAGUAUUGUAUAUAUGUUUUUUUCUUGUAAAUUUGUUAAAAAAUAUUAAUUUAUAUAUUCAUUUUUUUCCAGUUUAUUAUAUUGACAGAAAAUUUAUUAACGAUGGACAAAGGAUUAUUUUAUGUAAUCGAAUUUUAUGAUGGAAUCCAGAUCAUUCCAGAUAAGUAGGUUAUUGAAAAUGAAAUGCUAGCAUAUUGGCCGAAAGUAAAAGCAGAUAAAGAUUUUGACACUAUCGUUUAUACAAGGAGUUCUAUAAAAGAUGAUUGGACAUUAGAACCAAUAAAAACAAUUCUAUAUAAAACAGAUUCAUUUUCAAAGGCCAAAGUUAAAUUAAAGAUAGCGGAAUAUCAGAGCGAUAUUGAGUCGCCAUAUAAUACAGAUAAGAAAAAGAAACGGAGGAGAGAUAAUGCUAAAGUACAAUUGAGUGAUAACAGCAAUAGUGAAGAAGAAAUUCUUGAAAAAAGAAGACAAAACUAAACCUAAAAAAACGAAUUUACCGCCACUUCCUGAAGUGCCAGCUGCUGGUACUGUCAAGACUGCACUAUGAAUGUUUUGAAAUAUAUUAUUCUAUAUAUCUUUGUUAUGUAUUGUAUUUUAUAUAUAUAUGUUCUAUAUACAUUUGAUAAGGACAAAAAUGUUUCGAAGCAUUUAUAGUGCAGUAGCAUAUGUCUUGUUGUAGCCAUAAAGCUAUAUAAUAUAAUCAAAUAACUCUUUUUGUUUAGCUUUAGCUAGCACGCAGAGUAAAACUUAUAUAUCGGACAACUCUUCUUCAGUUGCCUCAACUAGUAUGCAGAGUAAAAUUACUUAUAUACAUAUAUCGGACAACUCUUUUUCAGUUGCCUCAACUAGCAUGCAAAGUAAAACGUAUACAUAUAUCGGACAACAGUU
Monomorium pharaonis (pharaoh ant) is the source of this 2019-nucleotide messenger RNA. RefSeq lists its product as uncharacterized. The record is from RefSeq and is a predicted model, not a curated record. The transcript is spliced from 2 exons. Bases 116 to 1018 code for a protein of 300 amino acids. NCBI's taxonomy places the organism in Eukaryota, Metazoa, Arthropoda, Insecta, Hymenoptera, Formicidae.